UACUGCCCUCUAUUAGUGAACGGCGGGAAUUACACGUCUCUACAGAAACUGGGUGCAAAAUACAUACCGCCUUCGGAUUGAAAAUAAAUAACUUCUUUCAUUAAAAUCAUGCAAGUUUGCAAAUCGUACUUUCCCAAGGAUAUACGAAACAAUAACAAAAACGUUGGUAACACUUCUUAACUUUAACAUUGGCAGAGGAAUCAUCUGGCACCUACAAAAUGCUUGGACUUCAAGAAACAAGGUCUACUGGAAGUCCUAAAACAUACAGCUGUGUGGCAUGCUCAGCUACUUUUCAUAAUUUGGCAUCACUCCUGGUGCACCAAGCGUCUCAUGCAAGUGAUAACUCUCAACAGCCAGAAUCGGCACUACCUACUUGUGUCAGCUGUGGAAGCUUAUUUGCGAGCAAAGAUCUCCUUGAAAAACACCACUGUGUAAUGUUGCCCACUCCAGCAUCUCCAGUCCACACCUACAUAUGUGACUGUGGCGAGGAGUUUAGUGAACUUACAGCUCUUGAAGACCACAAAAAACAACAUGGGUCAGAAGACAAGGUCAAAUCAGAUUUGGAGAGUAUUCCAGUUGUGCCAGAUAGCAAAACAGACUCCAGCCGUCCUGUCUCAGACCAAGUUUUUCACAGUCUUUCACCAUCCCAUUCCAAUGAAAAACCCCUUGCACAAAGUCCACCUCCUACUUCAAACACUGACAUCAAGAAGAAUGAAUCCAAUGAAUCUGCAGACAUGGACAGCAACGAAUCUGCAGACAUGGACAGCAAUGAAUCUGCAGACAUGGACAGCAACGUCUUGAAGCCAUCUGAAUCCAAUGAAUCUGCAGACAUGGACAGCAACGAAUCUGCAGACAUGGACAGCAAUGAAUCUGCAGACAUGGACAGCAACGUCUUGAAGCCAUCUGAAUCCAAUGAAUCUGCAGACAUGGACAGCAACGAAUCUGCAGACAUGGACAGCAAUGAAUCUGCAGACAUGGACAGCAACGUCUUGAAGCCAUCUGAAUCCCACCCUGUGACUGAAGAGGAAGUACAGUUACCUGAGCAAGACAGUGAUGCUUUAACAACCUCCAACGUGGUAAACCAUUCUGUGCAAGACAAUGAGAAAUCACCAGAAUCUGGUGAAGAUUCAGCUGCAUUUAAUAAGAAAUCAAUCCUGAAGAUGCUAGCAUCUGCUUACAUGAGUCAUAAACAACCCGUCCAAAUGAAACAGAGGAAUUUGCCCCCCAGAAAAGCUUCACCGAGAGCACCAAUGCAACCUGCGAUCACCAUGACAAUACCAAAACCCAAGCCACUGGAGAAUCAAUCAAAGAUAAAAAAAGACAACACAGUGGUCGGUGUGAAAACUGCAAAGAUGUUGCCUAAGAAGAGCAAGAUUAUAUCUGUGACACAAACUCUCUGUCCUGUGGUGGUUCUUGAGACUCGUCAAAAACUUUUUGGCCGGGACAAUGUGGAAGGCAGACAUCAGUGCAGACUCUGCCGUAGGGUUUUCCAAGACGUAGACACCUUGAUAAUGCAUCAUGCCCUGCAUAAAAAAGAAAGAGUUAAAUUUUGUCUUUGUUGUCAACAAUUUGUGAUAACGGUAAUCUCCAUCCCAGAAAGCCAUGUCUGCUAUGAUGGAUUUUCUAGAAACCAUCAACCUUUGAUGGGAAAAAUGUCUCUGAAACCAAUCAGCCCUACAGCUCAACAGACAGAAAAAAUUUUCUACUGUUCUUUAUGCAAGCGUGGCUACACACGCAUGCGCAGCCUCAAAAAGCACAACUGUCCGUGUAAAGCUUCUCUGAAAUCCCCGACCACUGUGGGCACCAGCGGUAAUGUCAAACUUCAAAACUUGGAGGAGUGCAAUAGAGCUGUCCUAAACUCGAAAACAAAUCAAAUGUCAACACAGCAUAUAAAUAUUGGCGUAGGCACAGAGCCGAUAAAGAUUGAGGAACAGAACACAGAACUUCCUAUCGGCAAGAAAGAUCAGACUGGGCUGAAGAUGCAGCUGAAGGACCAGUUAAAUCCCCCAAAAACCCUUGAGUCUGUCUUUGCCAGUGUUUCUAACUCCAAACCAACUGAAUCAACUAAAAACUCUGUUGAAGUACCAGCCAACACUGUUGACGUAAAACAAGAGGAAAGAGAUCAGUUGGUUGAAAAGCAGUGGACCAUGCCUUUGGAUGAUGCUGAAAUUGAUGUACUAAUAGAUGUGGAUCAAAAGGACUCGGAUGAGGACGAUUUGACAGAUGUGGUUAGAGACGACUGUGAUGAAGCUGAGGAUGUUGUCAUUGUAGAGCCUCAUGAGGACAAGGAAAUGAAGUCAGCAGUACCUAGUAAUGGCUUUCAGGUGCAUGUGACUAACAAAGGCUUGAAGAGGUUUGUUUGCAACGGGUGCCAGAGAAGCUAUUCCCGUCUGUUUACUCUAAAGGAGCACUUGAGUAUUUGUGGGGCAAGAGAGUUAAAGCAGCAAAAUGUUACAUCAUCUAAUACGGCUGGGCCGAUUAAAAGGUUUCCAUGUCCUCAGUGUGGUAAGUUCUUUAGCCGCAAAGACAAUAUGAAUAUGCAUCAAAAGAAGUGCCAUCCUGCAACAAACACUGAUUCAGUAGUAAGUAAACGAACCGUGGAGCCUAAAACACCUGUGGCUCAGGAAAACUUAUUUGUCCUGUCACCAUCUACAGAAAACCAAGCAGUCCGACAAGAAAGCACUCAGAAUACUAGCAGUAACAGAAACUGGGGGAUCAUGUCACUUCCAUCUGUGCUCCCAAGAAGAGUGACGUGCGAAUGCGGAGCCUCGUUCACUUGUCCUCGACUUCUCUUCGAACACCUGCAACAGCAUGCGCAGGAGUCCUACAUUUGUCCACACUGUGGUGAGAACCUGCAGUCGUGGAUGGAUUUUGAGGCACAUCAGCAGUUGCACCAAUCUCAAAGCUCUGCAAGUGAGCAAAGAGCUGCCCAGCAACAACCUCAUUCGUUUUCCCAAGGGCUACCAUCACGCGUUCCGACUCGGCAACCUCAACAGUCUUUUUCUGAGCAUAACGUAAAAGCCCAACCGCCUGGACUCUUGGCACCUCAACAUUUGAACAACAGGCCAUUUCCUGAGGCACUGACUUGCCAUAAAUGCAAAAAGAACUUCAGUCUCCGCAGUUCCUUGUUAAGACACUUACGAUUGCGUUGUACUGGCGAUACUGCAGGUCAGAAGAAACACACCUGCUCUCGUUGUGGUACAACAUUCCAAAGCCCAUUGAUGCUUAAAGUUCACAUUCAAAGCAAUACCUGUAAACCCGCAUUUAAACCGAUUCGGUGCCCGGUGUGUGUGCGUUGGUUCAGUUGUCUAGAUGGGCUCAAGAGACACCUGGUCUCACACAGCAGGCAGUCUGUCUUAACAUGUCAGAUUUGUGACCAGAACUGUCCAACCCCUCAGGCACUCGAGGAGCAUAAAAGAAACGUUCAUCGACUCAACAGCGGAAUGAGGCCAGCGGAGGAUGCACAAGAACAGUUGCAUCAAGCAGGUGCACAAACCAGUCCAUCUACUCCUUUUCAAUGUCACAUUUGUCUUCGCUACUAUCCAAAGCUUCAGUCCCUGAAGGAUCACUUGAGGAAAGUUCAUCGGCCUAAACAGCCGAAACAAACUAAUCGGAGUACCCUAGAACCGGUCCGUUCUGGACCGUUUCAAUGUCAGAUAUGUGACCGCUCCUAUCCUAACAUAAAAUCUUUGAAAAACCACCGAAGAAGAGUGCAUCAUAUUGUGGGUGGUGUGUUUCUGCCAUCAAAGGGUACUGAGCAAAACAUCACUCCCAAUCAGUUUCAGUGUCACAUUUGCCCAUGCAGCUAUCCAGAUGAACAGUCCCUCCGAAACCACAGAAGGAGGGUCCAUCAUAUAGUGGAAGGUCAUGAGCUGUCGAGGGGAGUCGCUCAACACCAUCUAUAUAAGUGUCAGAUUUGCCAGCGCAGCUAUCCUGACGCAGUGUCCCUUAGAAAUCAUAGGAGGAGAGUUCAUCGCCUAUUAGGGCCAGUGCCUGAAACACCACCACCACCAACAACAACGAAUAAUGACACAGAAGAUGCUCUAGAGCAGAAACCGAUACCUUUCCUUUGAACGGUGUUCAUGCAUUCAUAAAAGGUGGAUCUGCUGCUUGCCUUUAUUGCUGUAUAUGCAAUCAAAAUGUUGAAAAAGAAGUCAUAAGGCAGCACCUGUUGAGUACAUUAUACCAUUUAGUAGUAAAAAAUAAUUUAGAAUAGUUAAAGUUUCAUAUCUGAUCAGUAGUGUAACAGGUUUUUUUGUCUUGUUAAUACAUUGUUCAGCUUCCUCUAUAUUUCAUUGAUGUUGCCUUAAUUUAAUUCAUCUAUUAAAUACAGAUUAUUUUCCCCCCAAUACAAACAGAAAGAUUUUUUGGCGAAUGCACUGUAUAAAUGUAAAAUAGAACAGUUAAGUGCUGUUUUUAAGGUAGCCAAUGUGUAUUAGUGUACUGUAAAUACAUUUUGAUGUAAACAUGUCCUACGUUGCAUCAAUAAACACAAUAGUGACAUCUU
This is a messenger RNA of Sinocyclocheilus rhinocerous, 4507 nucleotides long. Its product is annotated as zinc finger protein Xfin-like. The transcript is spliced from 2 exons. Lineage: Eukaryota; Metazoa; Chordata; Actinopteri; Cypriniformes; Cyprinidae. The record is from RefSeq and is a predicted model, not a curated record. The coding region runs from base 219 to 4073 and encodes 1284 amino acids.